UUAAAAUUCGCGCUAUAAAUGAAUCGCAUCUGUCAAAUGUCAGCUGUCAGUUGAGACUGUCAUUAUCUAUAACUAUCAAUGGGGCUAUAAUAAAAGAAUGAUUUUGAAACUUAUUAAAAUAUAAUAUUAAUAAUGGAAGUCAACUCCUGUAACAAUUCGGAUGGAAACACUAUAAAUCAAGAUGAAUUGAUACUACAACAGCAACGUCAAAUUGAAAAAGAGAUAUCAGAGUCGAUUGCCUUAGUAGGCGAGUUGGAACCUAUUACAUCACUACAAAAUGAGUACACUUCUGAUGAAGUAUACUGCUUAAAAAUUAAAGACUUAUCUGCAAAGUAUAAAUCCGUUCGAAGAACAAGGCCUGAUGGAAAUUGCUUUUUUCGUGCAUUUUCUUAUGCUUAUCUAGAAAGACUGAUUACUGAUAAAGAAAAAUUUGCAAACUUUGUUGUUUUAGCUAAACAGUCCAAAGAAAAGCUAGUAGAACUUGGUUUCCCACAAUUCACAUUAGAGGACUUUCAUGAUACCUUUAUGGAGGUACUUAGAAAACUUCAAACUGAAGAAAUAUCAGAAUCACAUUCAGAAUUGCAUAAGCUGUUCAAUGAACAAGGUUACUCAGAUUAUGUGGUAGUUUACCUAAGACUCUUAACAUCCGGACAGUUACAAGAAGGAGCUGAGUUCUACCAGAACUUUAUUGAUGGGGAUCGAACAAUUGCAGAAUUCUGUCAUCAAGAAGUUGAGCCUAUGUACAAAGAAUCUGACCAUAUCCACAUUAUAGCAAUUUGUACAGCACUGAAAAGUGGAGUGCGAGUUGAAUAUAUGGAUCGUGGUGAUGGGGGCCAAGUUAUAGCUCACGACUUUCCUGAUGGCAUCAAACCAUCUGUCCAUCUUUUGUAUAGACCUGGGCAUUAUGAUAUAUUGUACCCAAUAUAAACUAUCCAAUACUUAGAUAA
This is a messenger RNA of Ctenocephalides felis (cat flea), 947 nucleotides long. RefSeq names its product ubiquitin thioesterase otubain-like. The transcript has 5 exons. Gene Ontology annotation, molecular function: ubiquitin binding; cysteine-type deubiquitinase activity. NCBI's taxonomy places the organism in Eukaryota, Metazoa, Arthropoda, Insecta, Siphonaptera, Pulicidae. The record is from RefSeq and is a predicted model, not a curated record. Bases 133 to 927 code for a protein of 264 amino acids. Gene Ontology annotation, cellular component: nucleus. Gene Ontology annotation, biological process: protein K48-linked deubiquitination.